Molecule: messenger RNA, 8475 nt
Organism: Pristis pectinata (smalltooth sawfish)
Lineage: Eukaryota; Metazoa; Chordata; Chondrichthyes; Rhinopristiformes; Pristidae
Gene: mical2a
Product: microtubule associated monooxygenase, calponin and LIM domain containing 2a
Exons: 32
Coding region: 237-5975 (1912 amino acids)
Molecular function (GO): FAD binding; protein binding
Source: RefSeq, a predicted model, not a curated record
UGCAUCGAGCUUUGGGGGGGGGGGAGAGAGAGAGUGCUUGUCGUUAGCACAGAGCCUGGACUCACAGAAAUGUGCUAACUCCGUCUAACCAAGGGACUCUUCCAACGACUCCAGCCUUUGGGAGGCUCAGUGGCUGCCAGGAAGCUCUAGUCAAUGAUGCGUGAGGGUAAAUGUUAGUGCACUCGGCCAGAGGUGAGCAGUGGGAGUCCGACCUUGCUCUGCUGAGUGGCUGAGCCAUGGGUGAAAAUGACGGUGAUAAAGGCAGCCAGGCCGGACAGCUCUUCGAAAACUUCGUGCAGGCCUCGACGUUCCGGGGAACGCUGCAGGCUUUCCACAUACUUUGCCGGCAACUGGACCUUGACCCCCUGGACCAUCAGAUGUUCUACUCCACGCUGAAGUCGAGGGUCAACACUUGGAAAGCCAAAGCCCUUUGGAGCAAACUCGACAAGCAGAGCAGUCACAAGGAGUACAAGAAGGGCAAUGCAUGUCCGGACACACAGUGCCUGAUCAUCGGGGCCGGUCCGUGUGGACUGCGCACCAGCAUCGAGUUGGCCCUGCUGGGCUGUAAGGUGGUGGUGCUGGAGAAGAGGGAGACCUUUGCCCGUAACAACGUCCUGCAUCUCUGGCCAUCCACCAUUCACGAUCUCCGUGCCCUGGGAGCCAAGAAGUUUUAUGGCAAGUUCUGCGCUGGAUCGAUAGAUCACAUCAGUAUCCGGCAGCUGCAGCUGAUCCUGGUUAAGGUGGCCUUGUUGUUGGGGGUGGAGAUCCACGUCAAUGUGGAGUUUGUGCGGUUACUGGAGCCUCCCGAAGACCAGGAGACACAAGACGUAGGCUGGCGAGCUGAGGUUCAUCCCAAGGACCACCCCGUCUCCGGGUUUGACUUUGACGUGAUCAUCGGCGCAGAUGGUCGGAAGAGCAGUUUGCAAGGUUUCAGGAGGAAGGAGUUCCGGGGGAAACUGGCCAUCGCUAUCACGGCCAACUUCAUCAACCGCAACACCACAGCCGAGGCCAAGGUGGAGGAGAUCAGCGGCGUCGCCUUCAUCUUCAACCAGAAGUUCUUCCAGGACCUGAAGGAGGAAACAGGGAUCGACCUGGAGAACAUUGUUUACUAUAAAGACAACACCCAUUACUUUGUGAUGACAGCAAAGAAGCAGAGCCUGCUGGACAAAGGGGUAAUCGUCAAUGACUACGUUGACACAGAAAUGCUUCUGUGCACCGAGAACGUGAACCAGGAGGCCCUCUUGUCCUACGCCAGAGAAGCAGCCGAUUUUGCCACGAAAUACCAGCUUCCGGCCCUGGACUUUGCAAUGAAUCACAACGACCAGCCUGAUGUGGCCAUGUUCGACUUCACCUGCAUGUAUGCCUCGGAGAACGCCUCACUGGUCCGUGAGCGGUGGGGCCAUCAGCUGCUGGUGGCUCUGGUCGGUGACAGUCUGUUAGAGCCAUUUUGGCCGAUGGGGACAGGGUGUGCACGUGGGUUCCUGGCUGCCUUGGACACAGCAUGGAUGGUCAAGAGGUGGGCAGAGAAGGUCCCGACUCUGGAAAUCUUGGCGGAGAGGGAGAGCAUUUAUCGACUGCUGCCUCAGACCACAACUGAGAACAUCAGCAAGAACUUUGAACAGUACACGAUAGAUCCUGCUUCACGAUACCCCAAACUCAACUCCAACUGCGUCCAGCCGCACCAGGUCCGCCAGCUCUACAUUACGACUGAUCUGAAGAGCUGUCCUCUGGAGCGGGUCAACUCCAUUCGCAAGUCUAUCAAAGUUUCCCGCCAUGAUUCGGAGAUUCGCCCCAACAGGUUGCUGACGUGGUGUCAGAAACAGACGGAGAGCUACCAGAACGUGAAGAUCACCGAUCUGACCAGCUCCUGGCACAGUGGCCUGGCACUGUGCGCCAUCAUUCACCACUUCUGCCCACACCUCAUUGACUUUGACUCCCUGAAUAAGGGAGACAUAGCCAACAACAACCAGCUGGCCUUUGACAUUGCGGAGCGGGAAUUUGGAAUCUCCCCGGUUACCACAGGGAAAGAGAUGGCCUCCGUCAGUGAGCCUGACAAACUCAGCAUGGUCAUGUACCUCUCCAAGUUCUACGAGCACUUCCGAGGGAACGCCUCAUCGGCUGCCUCUGUCUUCAGACACAGGAAGGAAGGAAGUAAUGACGUCCCUGCACUGCAGUCCAGGCAGUCGAAUUCCCUCUGUAACGUUAUCAACCUGCUGCCAAGAAAACGGACGCCAAAGGAAAAGAAAAGUGAAGAUAAAGAUGCAACGAGCAAGCGGAGGAAGAAGGCAAUGAAGGACUGGCAGGAGGCUGCGGAUCCCAGGAGUGACGGGAAUGCUGGGAAGGGCACCGUGAACCACAACAAAGUCAAGUCGAUGGCCAGCCAGUUACUGGCAAAGUUCGAAGAGAAUGCGGCAACCACGUCGCUGCGGAGACAGGGGUCACUGAGGAAGGAAUUCCCCCAGAACCUCGGUGGCAGCGACAUCUGCUACUUCUGCAAAAAGCGUGUCUAUGUGAUGGAGCGGCUGAGCGCAGACGGGAAGUUCUUCCACCGGGAGUGCUUCAAGUGUGACUUCUGUGCAACCACACUGCGGCUGGGAGCGUACGCUUUCAGCGUGGAGGAAGGGAAAUUUUACUGCAAACCUCACUUUACCUACUGUAAAUUGAAUAACAAGACAAGACAGCGGCGGAAUCACCCCUCAACACUGACGCACAAAAAGGGUGAGGCCGUGCCUUUGGGUAAAACUGACAGCGAGGCGUCGGCCAGCACAGAGAGCCUCUGCACUGCCAGCACCAUGGCCGAUGCACCCCCAGGUAUCGUGAGCUCGGUGUGUCGGAGAAUCCUCAGCUGGCCUCUGCGGGCCUCGAGGCUGUUGCUGGGUGCUCCCAAGCGCCUGUCUAACUGGAUGCAUAGUGUUCUGCAUGUCGCCAGCUCCCACUUGCAGGACAACGCCUACAACUAUGGCUACCUGUACGAGUUGCUGAGUCUGACUGUGCCUUUGCUCUCAGUGCAAUUCGAGGUUCUCCUACACAUGUGCCAGGAAGGAGGCUGGUCCCCCGAGCAUCUGAUUGAAUGGGUUCACAAUGCCCUGGGGUAUAAAACGUGCUUGGGGACCGAGUCCACCCGGUUUCAACAGCUGAAAGCCCACCGUUCCUGUCGGAACCAGCAACAGUGGCCAGUGGUGGCUUGUGGAGGCCGGUGGCCAGUGGCGGCUGGUGGUGGCCAGUGGAGGAUGUUAGUGGCCGGUGGUGGCCAGUGGAGUAUGGUAGUGGCGAGGGGUGGCCAGUGGAGGCCAGUGGAAGCCGGUGGUGGCCAGUGGUGGCCGGUGGUGGCCAGUGGUGGCCAGUGGAAGCUGGUGGUGGCCAGUGGUGGCCGGUGGUGGCCGGUGGUGGCCGGUGGUGGCCAGUGGUGGCCAGUGGGAUUCACAGCGUCAGCUCUGGUUUCUCGUUCCCAGCCUGAACCAAUCUGCAGCAAAAGGUCUAAGUGUGCAUCUGGAGACUUGGACCUUCCUGGAGCACCCCCUGGCCUGGAGAGACACUCCCCUGUGCGAUCUCCAGAUAUGACAGGAAGGAACCUGCUGGCAGUCAGAGUGAUGGUGACUAGUGACGGGAGCAGCUCUGAAGCAGAGACAGAUCCACCAGCCCACUCCCACAACCUGAAGGACACCUCAAGACCAGGAGACCCGUUAUCAGGUGCAGAGCGAAGUGGACCAAGAGUUCAGAGCACAGAAGAAGCAAAGUCUUGUCAACACAACACAAGCUCCAAAGCCCAGGAAGCCCUAAGGCGAGCUAACAGCUUCCAUUCCCCAGCCACGGACAGGCAGGAAAAGUGGAGGAAUAAAAUCCGUAACAAGCUGCCACAGUUGUUGCGAAGGAAGGUAGAGCAGCCGGUGAGAGAGGGAGCAGUGAAUCCACCGACCUCUCCCGGGGAUCCGGAACAUGGAUCGCAGCUCCGGCCAAAGCUGAUGAGGGGUCACUCCUUACCAAUUAGGUCACCACGGCAACAAAGAGCUGUCACGAGUCCAGAGGUUGCGGUCCCCGUUCCCCAACCUCCUCUGGGAACCAAAGCUAAAGCCCAAGUGACCACCAGGAGGCUGCACCUGCCCCCCGCAAACCAGUCCCCCCGGAUGGUCCACAAGUUGUCUUCCUGGGAGAGCAGUGGCCUUGCAAAAGCUGGGGAGGGACAUCCGACAGAUUCGCGCUUUAGGACCAAACUGACCGUGAAGCUCAAGGACACCCUUGGCCCAGAAACCAGCUCGUCAGAACAUCAUGGCACCUCAGAAGGUGAGGUGGGAGCAAGCAGCUCAGUCCAACGAAACCCGGUGUCUGCAGAUGGAGAGAGCAUCAACUCUCCCACAGCGCCGGCCCACUCACCGGACCAGAGCUCUCCAAUCACGAGUCAUGCAUCCACAGGAACGGAGCAGGAGGAUGCGGUGUCCAGAGGAAUGGAGUACAGUGCCGGAGAGAUGUACCUUUCAAACCGUGACGGAAAGAAUUCAGGUGCAACUGAGACUAGGUCCUCGGUUUUAACCCAACCAACCAUUUCAAUAACUUUGGACAAGUUCAGCCCUCCAGUCUCUCCCAGUGUGGAAGGUGCCCCUGCCAAAAGUCCAGGCCUGGAGUCUCCCAAGUCACCUCUGAGUAUUUUGGUGAAUGCAUUCAGGAAGUCUUUCUUUGACAGCAAGAGCUCUGGGUUGUCAAACACAGUGGAACAGACCCAUGAGAAGAAGACAAGGAUGAGGUGGGCGAGACCCUUCUCGAACAGUUCCUUCCAUGGAUUGUCUCGUGGGGUCUUCAACCCUUCCACAGCGGACACGUCCCUGGCACCAAAGGACAGCCACUGGUUGCGCUCCAUUAGACCACGAUCUCCUGUUCCAAACCAGAAUGGCGGAUCGACUUCAGAACCUCUCGCUUCACCUUACCCAGGGGACUUCCCCAACUCCUUGUUGCUCAGCGCCUCAGCCGAAGAUUCCAGCAGCAGCGGCCGGAAUGACAACCGACCUUCCAACGCCAGAGAGAUGGAGAAGGAAGACGAGCCACGUUUCGGGGGGAAUGUUUCAUUAAAGGCAGUCAGUCCUGGUUGGGGAAACGUUCCCAGCUGGAGGACCAAGGGUUUGUUUCCCUCAGUGAAGAAGGGAAGCCCAACCCAGGAGAUCAAUGAGAACCCAACCUCUGCUUUGGAUGAUGCUAAGGAGGGGACCUUGAGGGGCGAUAUCUGGAGGCUGAUGACCAGCUUUAAGAGGAAGAGCUUCAGGCAUAAAGAGAUGAAGAGGUCGAUGCCCAAAGCGUUCAGCUCUACAUGUCUUCCCAAGCUCCAAGAUGCUAACGGACUUGACACGCUCCCAGGUCCCGAUGUUCUGCUGGUGGCGUCCCAGUUCCCUGAAGAUGAGUCCGAAUCUUCCUUGGACGACCCAUCUGAAGACAAGCAAAAGGAGAGUGGAAGGAGGCAGAGGAAGGUGCGGAACAUCGCCCUCCAGCAGCUGAAACAAGAGGAAGUGAAGCGACUGCACCGAGCGCAGAUUAUUCAGCGGCAGCUGCAGGAGGUGGAGGAGAAGCAGCGAGUGUUGGAGGACCGCGGCGUGUUGUUGGAGAAAGUCCUUCGGGCGAGUCAGAGUCAUAGACUUGACUCAAAGGAAGAACCUCAACUCAUGCAGAAAUGGUUCAGGCUGGUGAUGCAGAAGAACGUGCUGGUUUGUUACGAAGCUGAACUGAUCAUAUUAGCCCGGGAGCUGGAGCUGGAAGAUCAUCAGAGCCGGUUACAGCAGCUGCUUCGCAGUCGGAUGGCAGUCGAAGGCCUCCGGAAAACCGAGGAGGAGAUGGCUGAGGAGAAGCAGAUCCGAAGUGAAAUGUUGGAAGUGAGGGAACAGAGAGACAAGUUGGUAGCACUGCUGAGGCAGCAACACCAGCAGGAAGAGAAGGAGAACCAAGACUUGGAGAGCUGGAUGUUGGCCAAAGGCUACAAGUUCAACUGGUCCUGAGUCACACGACUGACAAGAGGGUUCACAAACGGAGAACAUCUACCUGAGACUUCCACCAGCAUCACUAGUAGAUGAGGGGGCCACUUUAACCUAAACCACCCACUGAGAGGGGGCUUGAGAAGGAACCUCCCUCCACUUUACAGACCGUCUAAUUUCACUUGCCUCUGGAUUGCGAAGAACCGUGUUUGCGAAACACAGGUCAGGCUGAUGUGGUGACCUGUUCUGGCACCACACUUCGGGAAGGGCACGAGGGAGGGGAGAGAAGCGUUCCCGGAUCAGCCCCAGGGAUGGAGGGGGACUUCCAGCUCACGUGGAGGGGUCGGGGAGGUGGGUGUUUUUCUCCUAGAGGAGCUUACGGAGAAAUUUAACAGAGGUGUGCAAGAUUGUUUAGUCUAUCGAAACCCUUGACUAAAUAAGGGGAAACUAGUUUCCAGAGGCAGGAACGCUGGUGAGGGGAGGGUGAGGAGCGAAGGGGGUUGGUGGUGAAUCAGAAGGAAGAGGACGAAAAUGUUUUCUAUGGUGAACUGACAUGAUCAGGUGCUCACUCCUUAACAGGGUAGUGAAACAGUGGCAAAAUAGGGUCAGCAUGGAUAUGAUGGGAAGAAGGGCCUGUUUCUGUGCUGUGCUGGAUGAUGAACUGGAAGGAGAUGAUUUGCAGAGCCAUGGGGAAAGAGUAGGAUUGGUGGAGGGUGUUUGGACCAAUUGAAUAGCUCUCUCAACAGCCACAACAUGAAGGGCUAAGUAGUCUCCCACUGCGCAGUGCGAUUCUUUAAUGUCAGUAAAAUUAGGUUAAAAUCGCCCCCCUUUUGUCACGUCUCCUGAGAUUUUAGAAUCAUCUGACAAGAGGUUCUCCAGUUUCACUAAUUGGAGAGUCUGCCUUGGGGUAAUGUUCCCAGGUGAAAUGUUUACGUGUGAUAUGUUAAUUCUGGGCUUGCUAUUUUAGUGCAGCCUCCACUGUUGGAGUGCAAUGGUUCGGCAGAAAAUGCGCUGCUUCGCUUACCGUCUACUGCAACCUCGCUGCACUGGGCAGAAUGGCUUACAUUGUGCUGGAGCUACUAGAACUGCUGGUUUAUUGCUUGUAGAACAAUCCGCAAAAUCAAUUGCAGGCGCCAUUGUAAUCUGUGGCCCGGAGCUUAAAAGUCCUGCUCAGUUUCUGCAUUAAUAUGCAGUAAUCUGUAAUAAAAAUGUUUCUGCAAUUAUGAAAAAGAAAAUAUAGUCCCAUUAAAGGAGAGAUUUGCUGAAUCUUUUGGGGACUCACUGCACACAUUGAAGGUGUUGUCUGUCAGUUGAGAAGACAGACAAGGUUGUAGCGAAAGGUCACUCACUUAACCACUGACUGCUCGAUCAGGUGAGCAGGUCCAGCGUUUUCUGUUUGCAUUUUAUAAUCGACCUUGCAGUUGUGGGUAAAAACCCCGUGGCCAUUUUUGCAAAGGACGGCAGGGGAAUUCUCACCAGUGUCCUGGGACAACAGUUAUACUUCGCUCAAACCCACUGAAACAGAUUUCUGGAUUUGAUCAUCUUGCUGUUUGUUGGAAUUUUCUGUCCAGUUCCCACAUUGCAACACCGAUCCACUCCAAGUGUAUUUCAUUGGCUGUAGAGCACGGGCCGGAGAAAUCUUGUACUGUUCCAUCAACCUCUCCUGUGGGGUUUAUCCAUCUCCCCCACCACCCAUUACUGCCGAACCUCUCAACCCCUCAUUAUUCAGUCAUAGAGUCAUACAGCAUGGAAACAGGCCCUUCAGCCUACUGGUCCAUGCCGACCAGGUUCCCUCCUGAGGUUCUCAUUUGCCAGCGUUUGGCCCACAUCCCUCUGAACCUUUCCAAUCCAUGUACUUGUCCAAAUGUCUCUUAAAUGUACCUGCCUCAACUACUUCCUCUGGCAGCUCGUUCCAUGUACCCACCACCCUCUGUGUGAAAAGUUGCCCCUCGGGUCCAUUUUAAAUCCGUCCCCUCUCACCUUAAACCUGUGCCCUCUAGUUCUUGAUUCCCGAACCCUGGGGAAAAGACUGUGUGCAUUCACCUUAUCCAUGCCCCUCAUGAUUUUAUACACCUCUAUAAGGUCACUCCUCAGUCUCCUUCACUCCGAGGAAUAAAGUCCCAGCCUGCCCAACCUCUUAUUAGUCACGUGUACAUCAAAACACACAGUGAAAUGCAUCUUUUGCGUAGAGUGUUCUGGGGGCAGCCCGCAAGUGUCGCCACACUUCCGGCGCCAACAUAGCAUGCCCACAACUUCCUAACCCGUACGCCUUUGGAAUGUGGGAGGAAACCGGAGCACCCGGAGGAAACCCACGCAGUCACGGGGAGAACGGACAAACUCCUUACUGACAGCGGCCGGAAUUGAACCCGGGUCGCUGGCGCUGUAAUAGCGUUACGCUAACCACUACACUACCGUGCCUCAAGUCCUGACAGCAUUCUCGUAAAUCUUCUCUGCACGCUUUCCAGCUUGAUGACGUCUUUCCUAUAACAGAGCAACUAAGACCAUACACCAAGCUCCAUGUGUG